CCCUAACGGGUUGGGCGAGGCUUACACAUUUCUGAUCCAAUUACAAAACAGAAAAAAGAAGAGGUUGCCAGAUCCUGUGUGAUCUCACGGAAAGCAGAAAGAAAAGCAACUUGCUCUUAAUAACCCUUGGGGAGAAAGCUAGAAUCUUCAGUUCAAUCGAAAAAGGAAAAGGUUGAAGCUUUGCUUUUUGUUUUGUUUUUAGUUUUGUAGAACGACACUGUUUAAUUGCAAUUUUGGGAUGUGUGGAUUUUCUCUGAUCUCUGUUCUCCUACAAGGGAAGGGCUCAAAGUGUUGUUGUUCUUUUGAGCUUCCAUCUGUUUAUAUAUAGACAUAAGUUUGAUGAAUUGGGUGUACUUUACUACUAAUCGGCUUUCUCGUGUUACUCGAGUACCUUCCCUUAAUUCAAUUUUUUAAAAAAGGAUAACAAGGUUCGAACCUUUAACCUUGUUAAACUUGAGCUUCAUCGCGUAGUUGUUGUGUGUGCUCAAAUCUUUGUAAUUAAUGAAUAGUACUGGAUCUUAUGGUUUGUGGAACUUCUCUCUUCUUUGUUAUCUCUUUGGGUUAUUUUUUAUAACAUUCAGACAAUUUUGGAGCUUUCUGGUGCUAUUCGAUCUCAGAAAAAUCUUCCCUUAAUUCAAUUCAAAACGGGAAAAUGUGUGAACCUUUUAGCUUAUGUAACCUUCACUCUGAAUCUUCCCUUAAAUCUUCACUCUGAGCUGACUUCAUGUUUCAGGCACUUACUUUUAAGGAAGAGAUUGCUUCUGUCUCUCUAUGGAUACCAAAAAGCUGGAUACUGGCUCCGAUGAUGCAAUCAGCUGGCUCCCUCAAGAGGUUCUGGGCGCCAUCUUGUCCUCAUUUCCGACCAAACUGGCUGCUUCAACAUCUCUUCUCUCGAAAAAGUGGAGGAAUGUGUUUGCAUUGGUGCAUAAUCUCGAUUUUGAUGAUUCUGACUUGCUGCAACCGGAAGAGGAUGAAGAAGAGAGGGGGGGGUGAUGCGGGAGAGCUUCAGGGAUUUCGUUGAUAGAACACUCGCUUUGCAAUGCGGUUCGUCUAUCAAGAAAUUCUCUCUAAAAUGCCACAUUCACGACGGUGACAGCAAGUUGGCUCAUGUGGUCCGCUGGGUAUGUAAUGCCUUAGCUCGUGGUGUUUUUCAGAUGGAUCUAAGUAUAAAGACUAGCUUUCAAGUCUUGCUACCUCCUGAGCUCUUCACGAGCAAGACGCUGGUUAAACUGAGACUGGGAACACAAGUUUGUUUUGGAGAAAUUCCUCCAAAUGUGUCUCUCCCAGCGCUGAAGAUUCUCAUCCUAGAAUCAGUCGUGAUUCGACCUGACGAUAUGUGCUUUGUACUUCUUCCUGGCUGUCCAGUGCUCGAGGAGUUAUAUGUGUAUCACGACGGGUUUGAAGGAUGGCCAUACCGCAUAUCGAGUCAGACCAUCAAGAGACUAUUAGUUCAGUACGACGAAUUUGAUAUUGAAUCUAUGAGUUUUAUGUCAAUUGACGCCCCAAAUCUACUCUUCCUGCACUACUCCCAUUAUGCCUUGUCUGAUUAUCCACAAGUUAACUUGGCUUCUCUAGUCGAAGCUAGGUUAGAUAUUCAAUGUACUAAAACAAUCAAGAGGCCGGAUCUAACGGGUCUCAUUAUGGGGAUAAGCAACGUGGAGACGCUGCAUCUUUCUCCCGAUUCUGUUGAUGUGAUUUCUCGAUGUGUUAGACAUGGACUACUUCUACCACUGUUCAACAAUCUGGUAAGUUUGUCUUUCGGGAGCAAGAAUAAAAGCGGUUGGAAACUGCUGCCAUAUCUGCUUGAACAGUCUCCGAAGCUUGAAACUGUAAUCAUCCAGGGGAUGGAUAGCUACACAGGCGAUGUGACCAUGCGUCCCCUCCAAGUGAAGGUGUUGCGCGUUCUUGGUUAUGGAGGAUCUGCUAAAGAGUUGGAACACUUGAAGAAAUUUACUGGGGAGUCUGAAUGCCUUGAAGUUGUGCUAGUGGAUGCUGCGGAAGCUGUGGUGGAGGAUGCCAUGUAUUGCAAACCAAAAGGGUUCUAUUGUUGACGCUUCUUGGAUUUUCAGUUUCAUCCAAGUGCAAGAUCUCAUGUUAAAGUAUACUCUUGUGUAACAUUAAACUUAUAAAUUGCUUCAUGUCGCAUUGCUCUUGCAGUGAGCUACUGUUCUGUAACAUUAAACUCGUACCCCAUAAAUUUAUUUGCUUCUAACCUGAUU
This is a messenger RNA of Camelina sativa (false flax), 2219 nucleotides long. RefSeq names its product F-box/LRR-repeat protein At3g60040-like. NCBI's taxonomy places the organism in Eukaryota, Viridiplantae, Streptophyta, Magnoliopsida, Brassicales, Brassicaceae. The record is from RefSeq and is a predicted model, not a curated record.